GCUGUUGUUGCUUUUGUGACGGAUGAAUACACUGUCAAUGAGAAUGAAGGAGCUGUCAGUGUAUGUGUAGACUCGAGAGUGACUGAGGGUUUUGAAGCAGACCUAACAGUCUCCCUCAGUGCCACUGAUGGAACAGCCUCAAUUGAUGAUGAUACAGAACUACUUGCUGCUGAGUUCACUCUAGUAUUUCCUGCUGGAAGUUCUAACGGAACACGAUGCAGCAGCAUUCCCAUCACUGAUGAUGAAUUACUGGAAGGAAAUCAUGAGUUCACAGUGACACUGACUGGAGCAGGAUUUCAUGCCUCCAUUGAUACCCUCUCAUCUGUCACGACUGUUACCAUCAUUGAUGACGAAAGUUUAGCUACUAUCAGUUUGCAGCCAACAUCUGCAACUUACGCUGAGGGAACUGUUGUUAAUGUGUGUGCUGAGAUUCAGGAACUCCCUGCUGGAGGACUGGGAACUGAUAUAACUGUUGAUUUCCUCGUGGAAGGUUUUUCAGCCGUUGAAGAAGAAGACUUUGACAUUCUUUCACCUGUUUCAGUGGUUUUCAACAGUAGUGGAAAUGUUACUAAUGGAGAUAAUUUGUGCCUUGGGUUAAGCAUACUCGAGGAUGACAUCUACGAAGAGGACCAACUGCUAAAUGUCAGUAUUGUUUCAGUAUCCCCAUCAUCUGCUGCUACAGUUGGAACAGAUAAAAGUGCCAUUACCAUUGAAGACAAUGGAGAUCUGAUAGUCUCUCUCAGUGCCACUGAUGGAACAGCCUCUGUGGUGGAUGACACUGGUCUUCCUGGAGCUGAGUUUGCUCUAGUGUUCCCUGCUGGGAGUUCAGAGAGCAUACGCUGUUUCACUGUUCCAAUUGUUAACGACACUCUGUUGGAAGGGACUCAAGAAUUUACUGUGACAGCUACUGAUGUAGGGUCACAUGCCCUCAUUAAUACUCCAUCAUCUUCCACAACAAUUUCAAUAACUGACAACGAAUGUAAGACGUGUGAUGUUUAUUUCUCACUUCACCAUUGA
This is a messenger RNA of Geodia barretti, 1017 nucleotides long. The record is from the annotation of a GenBank genome assembly. NCBI's taxonomy places the organism in Eukaryota, Metazoa, Porifera, Demospongiae, Tetractinellida, Geodiidae.